UUGACUUAGAUUUAUGUUUGUGGUUUGGGCUGUGUGGUGAUAUAGGCAGGCAGCAGAUACUUUUGGUGGGUCGGAGUUGGCAAUUCUUGGGCCUGAUAGUGUUGUGUUUUAUCUUUCAUUUUGUCAUAUAUUUGAGAAAGUUUACUUACAGGUUUCCAGUAUGACUCUGGAUAGAAGCAGAAGCCCACCACAAGCCAAGAGGCUUCGUAGCAGUGACCGUGCUUCUUACCGAGACACACCUUACCCAAGGCAUCGUCGAGUUCACCGCCACAUAGCUGCUGAGUGUAACUCAACAACCAUUUGUUGGAACUGUAAAGAGUCUGGACAUCUUGCAAGCCAAUGUCCUAAUGAUCUAGUGUGCCAUAUGUGUGGCAAAAUGGGUCACCUGGCUCGGGAUUGCUCAUGCCCAAGUCUACCUACUCAUGAUGCGAGACUCUGCAACAACUGCUACAAGCCAGGCCACAUUGCUACGGACUGCACCAAUGAGAAAGCUUGCAACAUAUUCAGGUAG
This is a messenger RNA of Vitis vinifera (wine grape), 511 nucleotides long. RefSeq lists its product as uncharacterized. The record is from RefSeq and is a predicted model, not a curated record. Gene Ontology annotation, molecular function: nucleic acid binding; zinc ion binding. The transcript is spliced from 2 exons. The coding region runs from base 161 to 511 and encodes 116 amino acids. Lineage: Eukaryota; Viridiplantae; Streptophyta; Magnoliopsida; Vitales; Vitaceae.